AUGAUCCCAAGGCUUAUAGGCCAUAUCCGCGCCUUCUGGGGUGGCCGCUCACCCAGCACUCGCAAAUACAUGCUCUACUUCUCUUCUCUCCUCGUCAUUUCAGGGCUUGUCACCGUCUUCACGGCAGCACCAUCCAUGUCUAUGGACAAGCCAGAUGAUCCAGUGACUCGGGAGUCUGCGGAGGUGUCUCUUUCCGCCGAAGUCGUUGCAAUCGACCUUGAGGGGCGAACCAUAACAAUGGAUUGGUUCCCGUUUCCGGGUACUCUCAACUGUACAGAGAUCAAGGCGUCGCCUUUCGAACGCGAGAUCUAUUUACAUCGCUUGCUCCUGGAUGAAUCUACCCCGACUUCGAGGGAUGAGAGGCCAGAUUUGGUCUUUAUUAUGAACUCCACCGAACUUUGCCCCGUCAACCUAUGGCCAGGUGAAGUCUCUUUCCGAACGGUGACCAAACUGUAUCCAGUGGACUCCCGACGGGUCGAGGCUCCCCAAACGGCAUCAUCGUCGUCUCAACAACGCUACCCUCGUGAACGCUUCCGCGCUAUCUUCGACUUUGGGGUAAUUGACCGCGUCUCUGGACGCAUGACAGCUCCAGCCAUCUAUAAUCUAACCAGGCCAGUUCUGAGCUUUAACCUUGCCCAAGGUCCUUCGUAUAUCGCUCCGGGACCUCGCUCUGGAGAUAGUAAGCUUCAAGUCACCGUGUUCAUCACCCGAUCCUCGACCGUCCAAAUCUUCGUUUACGCGACGGCAGUGAUGAGUUGGCUGGUGACGAUAGGUUUCCUGGCCAUUGUGGCAGCGUCCUGCGUUUACGCAAACCAUCAGAUUUAUGCCGAGAUGUUUGUCGUACCUAUCGGUGCCUUGUUCGCAUUUACGAGCAUCCGUUCGAACUUACCGGGCGCUCCCCAAGGCUUUGGCACUGUACUAGACACGUUUUCCAUCGUCCCAGUGCUCAUCAUCACCUCCGUUUCGAGCUUUGUGCUGCUAAUAUCCGUUCUCUACAAGCGCAUUCGGGAAGCGCAGUCAGCAGAACGAUUGUCGAAGGAAUCAGCGGGUCCUGACAUAAAACAAGAACUGACACCAGUUCCGGACUCGGCUCCCGUCCUGCCCGUUAUUUCACAUCGUCGCACUUCAUCCAGUUCCGCAGGGUCUACUGUCGUGUGA
Molecule: messenger RNA, 1158 nt
Organism: Coprinopsis cinerea okayama7#130
Lineage: Eukaryota; Fungi; Basidiomycota; Agaricomycetes; Agaricales; Psathyrellaceae
Exons: 10
Coding region: 1-1158 (385 amino acids)
Source: RefSeq, a predicted model, not a curated record